Vitis riparia (riverbank grape) is the source of this 693-nucleotide messenger RNA. RefSeq names its product probable auxin efflux carrier component 1c. Gene Ontology annotation, molecular function: auxin efflux transmembrane transporter activity. Gene Ontology annotation, biological process: auxin polar transport; auxin export across the plasma membrane. Bases 29 to 595 code for a protein of 188 amino acids. Lineage: Eukaryota; Viridiplantae; Streptophyta; Magnoliopsida; Vitales; Vitaceae. Gene Ontology annotation, cellular component: endoplasmic reticulum; plasma membrane. The record is from RefSeq and is a predicted model, not a curated record. The transcript has 4 exons.
GCGGGAGAAUUUCGGAGGAAUCCAGGAGAUGAUAGGGAGAAACUGCGGCGGCGCCGGCGCCGGUGAAGAUGAAGUAGUUGAUAUGGUGGUUAGAACGCCUUCCAAUCCUCAGACCACGCAGAAUGUAAACAAGGUGGCUCCAGAUUCUCGGUCAUGUUUGAAACCAACGCCGGCAGGAGGCGCCGCGCAGGAAGACGGUAAAGAGGUCCAUCUGUUCAUUUGGCGAUGCGGGUGUUGCAGUUCUCAAGGUGUUUGUGGGCAGUCAGUGCAAGUCUGCAGAAGAGAAGAGGAAAUCAAAGUCCAAGGGAAGACAGGAGAAGAUGAGAAGCCCAAUUUCCCUAAAGACCAGAAUAUGGAUUCCUCCACAUCCUCAGCCAUGUUGAAGCAAAUCAUGAAAAGGGUGUGGUUUAAGCUUGUGAGGAACCCCAACUCUUAUGCCAGCGUACUGGGUUUAGCCUGGGCUUUGGCUUCCUGCAGAUGGGACAUAAAGAAGCCCCAAAUCUUGGAGAACUCGGUCACAAUAUUGUCAAAUGCAGGCCUUGGAAUGGCCAUGUUAGCCUUGGUCUGUUCAUGGCUCUCCAACCAAGGAUCAUAGCAUGUGGUAAUAGACUAGCCGCGUAUGGCAUGCUUGUCAGGUUCUUGGCUGGCCCUGCUGUGAUGGCAGUUGCUUCUGUUGCAGUAGGUCUUAGGGGC